AUGGGCUCUGAGCCGCAGUACGCCAAAUGGCCCUUGUUGCCAUUGAGCCAGCACGUCUUUACGCUCACGAAUCCCUACGCCGCCCGGCCUGCUAUCCAAGCUUCCACAAAAGCCCUCCAAGAUGCUAUCAGCGAGCACAAGAUGGCACCGCUUUACCGGUACCUGGCGCACCCGACCGAAGGCAUCCUGAACCCCGCCGGCGAGGGAACAGCUGCGUCAUCGCAGAAGUCCACAGGUCGCAAGCCCAGCACCGUUGGCAUGGUUGCUACCGGUUCUUCCAAGACCGCUAGUCUUCCAUGGGAUGAGGAUGUCUACAAGAAAUUGAAGGCCGAGAAUGACAAGGAGCUCGAGGAUCUGCAGAAGGAGGAGGACGAGGCUGUUGAGAAGGCUGGCGACACCGAGGUCUCGGCUGCACGAGGAAAGAGAGCAGAGAUUUAUGCUAGAGUUGGCGACAAGGACAAGGCGAUAGCCGCAUACGAGGACCUGUUCGAGAAGACCGGUAUACUAGGUACCAAGAUCGAUCUGGUACUCGCCAUCAUCCGUGUCGGCCUCUUUUUUGGCGACAAGUCAUUAGUCAAGAAGCAGAUUAUCAGAGCAAAGGCACUGGUUGAGAGUGGAGGUGACUGGGACCGUCGCAACCGCCUCAAGGCCUACGAGGGUCUCCAUCUGCUUACUGUCCGUUCCUACAACCUCGCCGCUCCCUUGCUCCUUGACUCGCUCUCCACCUUUACCAGCUACGAAUUGUGCACAUAUUCCAACUUGGUCGUCUACUCCGUAUUAGCAGGUUCGGUGUCCCUGAAGCGGGUAGACUUCAAGAGCAAGGUCGUGGACGCGCCCGAGAUCAAGGCUAUUCUGGGUGCAGAUGGUGAGGACAAGAUUCUUGCCCUGUCGGGCGCCAUCUCUGCCGGUCCUGGUGCCGACGAGGAUACUAGCAUGUCCGGUACAACCGCCAAGUCUGCCAGUGCUGCACCCAAGGGCACCACAGUCGUGAACCUGACUACCCUCGGCUCCGGUGCCGACCAAACCGAGACAGAAGCUGCUGUUGAUUUCUCGUCGUUAGCGCAGCUUGUCAACAGCCUGUACAACGGUCACUACAAGCUUUUCUUCCAGGCUCUCGCUCUCGUAGAGGAGCAGUUCUUGACGCAGGACCGCUACCUGCACGAGCACCGAGGCUGGUUUAUUCGUGAGAUGCGCCUCCGCGCUUACCAGCAACUGCUGCAAAGCUACCGUGUCGUCGGUCUGGAGAGCAUGGCAAACGACUUUGGUGUAACAGUGGAUUUCUUGGACCGUGAUCUCGCAAAGUUCAUCGCUGGUGGCCGGAUUCCCUGCACCAUUGACCGUGUGACGGGCAAGGGCGUUAUUGAGACAAACCGCCCCGACGAUAAGAACAAGCAGUACCAGGACGUUGUAAAGCAAGGCGAUCAGCUCAUUACCAAACUCCAGAAGUAUGGUCAGGCUGUGCGUCUACGCGGAAGCGAGCGUGCAUAA
Pestalotiopsis fici W106-1 is the source of this 1488-nucleotide messenger RNA. RefSeq lists its product as uncharacterized. Bases 1 to 1488 code for a protein of 495 amino acids. Gene Ontology annotation, biological process: proteasome-mediated ubiquitin-dependent protein catabolic process. NCBI's taxonomy places the organism in Eukaryota, Fungi, Ascomycota, Sordariomycetes, Amphisphaeriales, Sporocadaceae. The record is from RefSeq and is a predicted model, not a curated record. Gene Ontology annotation, cellular component: proteasome regulatory particle. The transcript has 3 exons.